Molecule: messenger RNA, 1626 nt
Organism: Oryctolagus cuniculus (rabbit)
Lineage: Eukaryota; Metazoa; Chordata; Mammalia; Lagomorpha; Leporidae
Source: RefSeq, a predicted model, not a curated record
CGGUGGGGCGCCCGCAGGACCCAGGGCGAGGGCGACAACCGCGCGGGUGACUGGUCGGUGGCCAGGCGGUGCGGGGCCUGUGGGCGACCCUGGCCAUCGUUGGGAGCUGGCCCGGCGCUGAGACUGCCCAAUCUGUCAGACUGCGGAUCGCCGGCAGACCCUGGGUCUGUUAGGCUGCCUGAUUCAGUCCCACAUUCCACUCCCUAGAAGAUGGAUGUGGAGAGGAGAGCGGGCCGGGGGAGAGCUGGUGCAAAGCUGGGUGACCACAGGUGAACAGGUCUUUGGGAUGACCAAAGGAACAGAAGCUCUCGCCUUGCCAAGGACAUGUCCUGCUUUGCCUACUCUGACGUCCCCAUCACCUCACUCCUGAACCGCCUGGCCAAGGGCUUCUCCUGCUCCCGGCAGCCGCUGCUGCUGCUUCUGCACAUGGGGCUCCCACACGCACAGCCAGCACCUGCCAGGCUGGUCAACUCCUCUUGCUCCUUGGAGACGACGCUGCAAUGCAGCUGCUCCUUCCACGGGAUCCCCACGCCCUCCGUGCAGUGGUGGCUGAGAGGCGCCCCCGUGGGUGUGAGCGGCACAGACAGAGGCCCCCAAGUGACUUCCAGCAUGCUGGGCCCCUGGGCUAACAGCACCAUCAGCCUGCGCGAGGAGCCGGAAACAGGCACGAGCCUUGUUUGUGAGGGGAAGAACACAAAUGGGAUCCAUGCUCUGAGCAUCCUGCUGAUGUCAGGAAAGAGCCGUUUGGCUCCGCAGGUCUUCCUGAAGGGGCUGCUCCAGGGUGUUGUCUACGGAAGCCUCGCAGUUACACUGCUCUUCCUCUGCCUCCUCCCGGUCAUGAAAAGCAAGAUAAACCGGAGCCGCUUAAGCCAUGGAAACUCCAUCAUGCCUGGAGUCCUCAUUAGCCCCAGAAUCACAAAAGCCCACAAAACUCGGAGAGCUCUCAGGAACCCUGGGGUUUGCAAUGAACCUGGAGCCCCCAGAGGCCCCUCAGCUCAGAAAGUCCUCUCCACCCCAAGCUGCUCCUUACACUUGUUCCCCAUUGACAACGCUCCAUCUUGGACUUGCUCCUACGGCCUGCCAAGGCAAACCUACCAUGUGUUGUUUGAAUCGGCCAGAAGAAAUAUGUCCCACCCUUGCAUGGCAUUAAAAGAAGGGAAAAUACAGAUGAGCCUAUGAAACAGGCCCAGGGAGAAGUAACUUUUUAUGCCCCUCCUGUGUGUGCCCAGUUCCUAAGAUUCACACCCGAGAGCACCACGCCUUGAAGCCAUCUCAUUGUGCUGAAUGCCAACUUCAACGCUUAGUGUCCGUAUGCCUUUGGAGCAGGCAAAAGGUGGAGAAAGUUUUCAAGAUGAGGCGCUGCAGUGUGAUCUUGCUGGAGCUUAGAAUGUCCUGCUUCACAAGAGCAGAGACCCUCCCUCGCCCUGUCUUGUUUUCUGCUUGAUCACGAACACCUAGAGUGGUGCUAAAAUGUAGAACAAGUUCUCUCAAAUGUCUGUCAGAGAAUUGAGUGAACGAAUAAGUUUUAAUCUGCUGAAAGUUUUGAAGCAAAGCGAUCAGCUAUGUAGAGAAAGAGAAUUAAAGAUGCACUUAGAAGAAGUAAAGAGCCUAGUUAAGAGGUUAUUG